Molecule: messenger RNA, 2759 nt
Organism: Sus scrofa (pig)
Lineage: Eukaryota; Metazoa; Chordata; Mammalia; Artiodactyla; Suidae
Gene: TBX2
Product: T-box transcription factor 2
Biological process (GO): cell fate specification; positive regulation of DNA-templated transcription; regulation of transcription by RNA polymerase II
Cellular component (GO): nucleus; chromatin
Molecular function (GO): RNA polymerase II cis-regulatory region sequence-specific DNA binding; DNA-binding transcription factor activity, RNA polymerase II-specific
Source: RefSeq, marked provisional
GGCGCCUGGGCCGGAUGUCCCGAUGAGAGAGCCGGCGCUGGCGGCCAGCGCCAUGGCUUACCACCCGUUUCACGCGCCACGGCCGGCCGACUUCCCCAUGUCCGCCUUCCUGGCGGCGGCGCAGCCCUCCUUCUUCCCGGCGCUCGCCCUGCCGCCCGGCGCGCUGGCCAAGCCGCUGCCCGACCCGGGCUUGGCGGGGGCGGCGGCGGCGGCGGCCGCGGCGGCGGCGGCGGCCGAGGCGGGGCUGCACGUCUCGGCACUCGGCCCGCACCCGCCCGCCGCGCAUCUGCGCUCGCUUAAGAGCCUGGAGCCCGAGGACGAGGUGGAGGACGACCCCAAGGUGACGCUGGAGGCCAAGGAGCUGUGGGACCAGUUCCACAAGCUGGGCACCGAGAUGGUCAUCACCAAGUCCGGGAGGAGGAUGUUUCCUCCCUUCAAGGUUCGAGUCAGCGGCCUGGACAAGAAGGCCAAAUACAUCCUGCUGAUGGACAUUGUGGCGGCAGAUGAUUGCCGGUAUAAAUUCCAUAACUCACGCUGGAUGGUGGCGGGCAAAGCCGACCCCGAGAUGCCCAAACGGAUGUACAUCCACCCGGACAGCCCGGCCACGGGAGAGCAGUGGAUGGCCAAGCCGGUGGCCUUCCACAAGCUGAAGCUGACCAACAAUAUCUCCGACAAGCAUGGCUUCACCAUCCUGAACUCCAUGCACAAGUACCAGCCGCGCUUCCACAUCGUGCGAGCCAACGACAUCCUGAAGCUGCCCUACAGCACCUUCCGCACUUACGUGUUCCCGGAGACCGACUUCAUCGCCGUCACAGCCUACCAGAACGACAAGAUCACGCAGCUUAAGAUCGACAACAACCCGUUUGCCAAGGGCUUCCGGGACACUGGGAAUGGCCGGCGGGAGAAAAGGAAGCAGCUGACGCUGCCUUCGUUGCGCUUGUACGAGGAGCACUGCAAGCCGGACCGCGACGGCGCCGAGUCCGACGCCUCAUCCUGCGACCCUCCCCCCGCGCGGGAACCGCCACCCUCCCCGGGGACAGCGCCUAGUCCCCUGCGCCUGCACCGGACCAGAGCCGAGGAGAAGUCGUGCGCCGCGGACAGCGACCCAGAGCCCGAGAGGCUGAGCGAGGAGCGCGCGGGGCCGGUGCUAGGCCGCAGCCCGGCCCUGGACGGCGGCAGCCCCUCUCGUUUGACCGAACCCGAGCGCGCCCGGGAGCGGCGCAGCCCCGAGAGGGGCAAGGAGCCUGCGGAGAGCGGCGGGGAUGGCCCAUUUGGUCUGCGGAGCCUAGAGAAGGAGCGCACUGAAGCCCGGCGGAAGGACGAGGGGCGCAAGGAGGCGGGCGAGGGCAAGGAGCCCAGCCUGGCGCCGCUGGUGGUGCAAACAGACAGUGCGUCCCCCCUGGGCGCCGGACACCUGCCGGGCUUGGCUUUCUCCGGCCACCUGCAUGGGCAGCAGUUCUUCGGGCCUCUGGGGGCCGGCCAGCCGCUCUUUCUGCAUCCAGGACAGUUCGCCAUGGGUCCCGGAGCCUUCUCCGCCAUGGGCAUGGGUCACCUCCUGGCCUCGGUGGCAGGCGGCGGCGGCAGUGGUGGAGGCGGCGGGCCAGGGACCGCAACCGGGCUGGACGCAGGCGGGCUGGGUCCCGCGGCCAGUGCGGCAAGCACCGCCGGGCCCUUCCCGUUCCACCUCUCUCAGCACAUGCUGGCAUCUCAGGGAAUCCCAAUGCCCACUUUCGGAGGCCUCUUCCCCUACCCCUACACCUACAUGGCAGCUGCUGCAGCAGCGGCCUCCGCUCUGCCAGCCACUAGUGCUGCGGCUGCAGCUGCUGCGGCCGCUGCUGGCUCCCUCUCCCGGAGUCCCUUUCUGGGCAGUGCCCGGCCCCGCCUGCGCUUCAGCCCCUACCAGAUCCCAGUCACCAUCCCGCCUAGCACUAGCCUCCUCACCACUGGGCUGGCGGCCGAGGGCUCCAAGGCUGCAGGCGGCAACAGCCGGGAGCCCAGCCCCCUGCCCGAGCUGGCUCUCCGCAAAGUGGGGGCCCCACCCCGUGGUGCCCUGUCGCCCAGCGGCUCAGCCAAAGAGGCGGCCAGUGAACUGCAGAGCAUCCAGAGACUGGUGAGUGGGCUGGAGAGCCAGCGAGCCCUCUCCCCCGGCAGGGAGUCGCCCAAGUGAGGGGGCUGCCCAGCUGCUCCGCUGCCACGCAGGCCUCCCGGGCUGCCUGCCCCUGCUGCUUGGGACGCAUACAGCACAGAGUGGGUAUUUAUUUAAAUAAAGGAGAGAAAGCGGGCUGCAGCAGCCGGAAUGAAGCCCGGACCAGCCAGCCGGGGCCUGGGACACUUCCCUGGGCCCCACAAGGAAUCCGGCUGCGGGGAACAGAGUCGCUUUGGAGCCACUGGAUUCUGUCCAGGUCUGCUCCAGUGUCAAGGUGUCAUUGGUGGGGGCCUCUCCGGGGUCCUCCAGUGCUGUGGGAGGCCUCGUUCCCCGCCCAGCCAGGGGCUGGCUCUUUGGGAGCCAGAAGGUGCAGGGGUCUGGGGUGGGAGCUUCAAGGGAGCCCCAGAGCCCCAGACUCGGGCCUGGACCGCCGGAGAAUCUGGGGCGAAGGAUGCUGGGGUCAGUGAAGAUUGAAGUCAGUGUAGACCUGAGCUGAGGGACCUAUUCUUUUAGUCCUCCCACCUCUUUCCCCCAGACAGGCGCCCCUCCUACCCCUGGGUCAGCGAAGGGAGUGGCACUUCUGCCUUGAGUCCCCAGGGGAAAAAAAAAAAAA